AUGGUAUGGCAAAGUUAUGUGUUACCUGUCGGAGGUGGGCUUGCUCUGAUGGGGGUAUGUUACCUGCUGGGACGCAACGACUAUUCAUUCAUAUGGAUUUUGGGAUUGACAUUGCUGAAUGUGGUGAAGUCGUAUAUGUGGAAAAAACGUGAAAAGCGGUUGAUGGCAUUACGGCAAACGGCAGUUCGAGAACGAGAGGUUAUAAUGGCACAGCUACAAGAUCUGCCAGCAUGGGUACAGUUUCCAGAUACAGAACGCGUGGAAUGGAUCAAUAAGGUAAUUCUGCAAUUAUGGCCGUAUAUCGGUGAAUAUACUAAAACUUUCAUGCGUGAGUUCAUCGAGCCUCAAAUAAGAGCCCAAAUGCCAGCCCCGUUCAAAUCUUUCAAAUUCACCAAGAUGGAUAUGGGGGAUAUACCGUGCCGUGUUGGAGGAAUUAAGGUUUAUACGCAUAAUGUUGGACGUGAUCGUAUUCUUGUCGAUAUGGAUGUGGCUUAUGCGGGAGAUUCUGAUUUUUCAGUCACCGUUGCUGGUUUCACCGGUGGCAUGAAUCAA
Messenger RNA from Anisakis simplex (herring worm), 552 nucleotides. Lineage: Eukaryota; Metazoa; Nematoda; Chromadorea; Rhabditida; Anisakidae. The record is from the annotation of a GenBank genome assembly.